CCAAAUACCAUAAUGUGACUUUGAACAAGACCUGGACAAUAUCAGGCAUGCGCCUCGUCACGCAUCAAUGACGGCAAGAAAUUCCCCGCAAGUAACGGUUCACCUCCUCCUCUUUUAAGAGAGAUGAGUUCCCGACGCGAGUGGAGGCGUCUUCCUCCUUGAUACUCACCUAAGCUCCGUUCCGUUCAGCAACUCCUUCAGAUCUGCGGGUUCAUUACUGACUAUCAAUUUUUCAAUUGCUGAUUAUAUUCAUUGACUGUCAAAAUGUCUCCUCUAGUCGCUCGUGUCGCUCGCUCUGCUGUCGUCCUUCGGCCUCUCCCUGCAGCCCAACGAGGACUCCGCACUUCGAGCAUCCUCCGUGAUUCCGAGCCGUACCAGGCGAAGCCGCCCAAACAGAACCAGAACCAUAACAAAAUUCUCGUCGCUGGUGCUCUCGCUAUUGGCGGUGGGUUCUGGUGGUUCUACCGAGGGGGUAAGCCCAUCCUCGACGCGUCUGGUGAACCCAAGGCACCUACCAAGUAAAUACGAUAAAUGUUACGAGCAUCGUCUGGGAGUUCAACUGCGAAAACGACCCAGGUGAAAAGAUAUGAUGGCGAUGGCGAUGGCGACGGCGACGGCAAUAAGGGCAUGUGAAUAGGGAGGGACCUGUCAUUUCCUUUCUGGGCAGAGAGCUUCAGCCUGCAAAAUUACACCUUGAAUGGUGGAAUGUCUUGUUGGUGAAUACCCUCGACCAACAUUAUGCAUAAUAUCACCUUUAUUUGCGCCAUGCACAUAUAAAUCUCACUGUUUACUGCUUCGCACUGCUUUAUUUGAACCUACACCUCUGAGUUGCCCACCUGCGACUUUGAUGAUCUUAGCAUUACACAUAAAAUGCAUCCAAAUAACCCACUUCGCAAUACUACCAGGCUUCUUCUAGUACAUCUAUAUGUGAG
This is a messenger RNA of Fusarium odoratissimum NRRL 54006, 932 nucleotides long. RefSeq lists its product as uncharacterized. The record is from RefSeq and is a predicted model, not a curated record. The transcript is spliced from 2 exons. NCBI's taxonomy places the organism in Eukaryota, Fungi, Ascomycota, Sordariomycetes, Hypocreales, Nectriaceae. Bases 265 to 522 code for a protein of 85 amino acids.